Molecule: messenger RNA, 1458 nt
Organism: Rotaria sordida
Lineage: Eukaryota; Metazoa; Rotifera; Eurotatoria; Philodinida; Philodinidae
Source: the annotation of a GenBank genome assembly
AUGGGCCCUUCGAAUCAGGCCAACUUGGCUACUUCCUACAACAACAUUGGCUUGGUGUAUUAUAACAUGGGCGAGUACUCGAAAGCACUUUCAUCGCACAAACGAUCACUUGAAAUCAAAAAAAUAGCUCUCCCUCCGAAUCAUCCCGACUUGGCUGCUUCCUACGACAACAUCAGUUUGGUGUAUGAUAACAUGGGCGAGUACUCGAAAGCACUUUCAUCGUAUGAACGAUCACUUGAAAUCAAAACAAUAGCUCUCCCUCCGAAUCAUCCCGACUUGGCUUCUUCCUACAACAACAUCGGUAAUGUGUAUUAUAACAUGGGCGAAUACUCGAAAGCACUUUCAUCGUAUGAACGAUCACUUGAAAUCCGAAAAAUAGCUCUCCCUCCGAAUCAUCCCGACUUGGCUAAAUCCUACAACAACAUCGGUAUGGUGUAUGAUAAUAUGGGCGAAUACUUGAAAGCACUUUCAUCGCACGAACGAUCACUUGAAAUCAAAAAAAUAGCUCUCCGUCCGAAUCAUCCCGACUUGGCUGCUUCCUACAACAACAUCGGUUUGGUGUAUGAUAGCAUGGGCGAGUACUCGAAAGCACUUUCAUCGUAUGAACGAUCACUUGAAAUCAAAACAAUAGCACUCCCUGUGAAUCAUCCCGACUUGGCUUCUUCCUACAACAACAUCGGUAAUGUGUAUUAUAAAAUGGGCGAAUACUCGAAAGCACUUUCAUCGUAUGAACGAUCACUUGAAAUCCGAAAAAUAGCUCUCCCUCCGAAUCAUCCCGACUUGGCUGCUUCCUACAACAACAUCGGUAUCGUGUAUGAUAACAUGGGCGAGUACUCGAAAUCACUUCCAUCGUAUGAACGAUCACUUGAAAUUCGAAAAAUAGCUCUACCACUGAAUCAUCCCGACUUGGCUGCUUCCUACAACAACAUCGGUAUGGUGUAUUAUAACAUGGGCGAGUAUUCGAAAGCACUUUCAUCGAAUGAACGAGCACUUGAAAUCCGAAAAAUAGCUCUCCCUCCGAAUCAUCCCGACUUGGCUGCUUCUUCCAACAACAUCGGUGCUAUGUAUAAUAACAUGGGCGAGUACUCGAAAGCACUUUCAUCGUAUGAUCGAUCACUUGAAAUCAAAAAAAUAGCUCUCCCUCCGAAUCAUCCCGACUUGGCUGCUUCCUACAACAACAUCGGUGCUAUGUAUAAUAACAUGAGCGAAUACUCGAAAGCACUUUCAUCGCACGAACGAUCACUUGAAAUCCGAACAAUAGCUCUCCCUCCGAAUCAUCCCGGCUUGGCUGCUUCCUAUAACAACAUCGGUUUCGUGUAUUAUAACAUGGGCGAGCACUCGAAAGCACUUACAUAUUAUGAAAAGGCGGAAGACAUAUGGAAAAAAUCACUACCUUCAAAUCAUCCACAUAUUACACUUGUGAAAAGAAACAUUGACAAUGUAAAAAAGAAAAUGUAA